Molecule: messenger RNA, 2864 nt
Organism: Planococcus citri (citrus mealybug)
Lineage: Eukaryota; Metazoa; Arthropoda; Insecta; Hemiptera; Pseudococcidae
Product: arrestin homolog
Exons: 8
Coding region: 403-1683 (426 amino acids)
Biological process (GO): G protein-coupled receptor internalization; signal transduction
Cellular component (GO): cytoplasm
Molecular function (GO): G protein-coupled receptor binding
Source: RefSeq, a predicted model, not a curated record
AACAACGCACGCGUUCGACGCGAACCGACCAGAAAUUUUAACGUGAGUAACACGUUUUCUCUUUAUUUACUAUAACGUCAUCGUUUCAAGUAGUUGUGCAGGUUAUUGGCAGCAUUUGCGGAGAUUUUUUUGUUUCGUUGAUGUAAAUUUUUUUCGCACGUUUUCGUCUCUGUGGUGAUCUCGUUGCCGCGAUAAAACUUAUUUUUAAUUUUGUAUUUUUUUGGUUCAAUUUUUUUUUAUUAUAAUGGUUUUAAACGGUUAUCGAUUGAUCGAGUUCGUUACAUCGAGUGAUUUUCACCUAAUUGACUCGGAGUACUGAGACGAAGCUCGUGAUCUGCAUUAAUUGGAUCAAAGAUCAGGUUGGAUUUGUAAUCAUUGUCCUAUGAUACUGUGAAAGGAGCCAUGUCCGAAGAAGAGGAACCAACAAAUUCUCAAACGCAGCAAGAAGAGAACACGUCCGUGAAUUUGACAUCUACCAAGGUAUACAAAAAAUCAGCACAAAAUAACAAAAUCAUAUUAUAUUUAGGCACUAGAGAUAUCGUAGUAUCGGACAAAUCAGCAGAUAAAAUACAAGGAGUCGUUUACGUCGAUCCGGAUUACCUCAAAGACAAAAAAGUCUACGGGCAAGUAACGUUGACUUUUCGAUACGGCAGAGAAGACGAAGAAGUAAUGGGACUAAAAUUUUGUAACGAAGCAAUUAUGUGUUUAGUGCAGCUGCAUCCACCGCAUGAAAAACUUCCUAAAGCACCAUUGACUCCGUUACAGGAAGCGCUGCUCAAACGACUCGGACCAAAUGCCCACCCGUUCAUGAUGGAAGUUACACCGAUGGCACCACCCAGCGUGCAGCUAGUUCCGGCCAAAGAAUAUAAUGGAGCUCCUAUAGGCACCAGUUACGAUAUCAGAGCAUUUGCAGCGACUCGAGCCGAUGAAAAACUACACAGGAGGAAUUACGUCAGAAUGGGCAUCCGGGUAAUACAACGGGCAGCGAUGCCUCCUCAGUCAUCCAACAAUAAUUCGUCACAAGUACCUCAGUCCGAUGUGCCUGCUCCACAUGUAGUGCUCAACAAACCAUUCCUUCUGAGCGAGGGUAAAGUGAAAUUGGAAGCCUCUUUAGAUAAAGCUGUUUACUCACAUGGCGACAGUAUCCAAGUUAAUGUAUCAAUCACCAAUGAAACCAAAAAGACGGUUCGACGUUUAAAGAUACUAGUCAUUCAACACGUCGACGUUUGCAUGUUCUCAAAUGGCAAAUUCAAAAAUGUUGUAGCCAUGAUCGACAGCAAAGAAGAUUGUCCAUUACGGCCAGGAGCCACAUUAACUAAAACUUUCGUUUUGAAUCCGGCCAAAGGUGUGACCAAGAACUGGAUCGCUCUUGAAGAUUCGUACGUCAGAGCUCCAUCAUCACUGGCGGCGACUGUAGUUUGUAAUUCUCCCGACGAACGAAAUGUGUUCGCUAUUUACGUGUCAUACUAUGUGAAAAUAAAAACUCAAGUUGGUGCUCUUGGUAGCGACGUCUCAGUCAAGUUACCAUUUGCGUUGACUCCUUCUCCAGCCGAUGCUGAGCUGCUGGACCAGUCUCCGGAAAGAUACUCGCCCAUUCAGAGCACAUCCGCGGAUCACGUAACACCCGGAACAAGCUUUGCCCAGGAUAUGAUAACUGUCGAUACAACGCAGCCAGAAAGAUGACCUUCGAUUGACACUAACCCUGAUGAGGGUGAGAUGAAUUCCAUAAAGACUAGACGUCAUCGUACUAGACAGCCUACCAACGACUUAGCUAGCAGGUUCAAUAUACAAAACGCGCUAUGUUGUAUGAUGUUCUGCAGAAGAAAAGAAACAACUUGAGAGUGUGUUGAGUCGAGAUACCGAGUGAUCUCAGUCGAUAUAAUAUUUUUCUUCACUGCACAAUAAUCAUCUCAUCGUGUUUCCAAUGAUCUUGUGCAGUACAUUGAAAGAAAUGGUACUUAUCUGUGUUGUUUUCUACUGCGUUAUUUACUUUUAUUUUUCGUCAUCGUGCGUAAUCUAUAUUAUGGAUUUUUAAAUGGGGAAUUUUCUUCGUUAAAUGAUCUAAAAAUAUGUACUGUAUUGUUAGACCCGUUCGCGUACGAGUGUUGUGUGAAUAUAGUGGGUGUCUAAGCAUUGUUUUUCUAUGCAAAUGUUGUCCCGGUGAACCCGGUGAACCCUCACACAACGAAAGAAAAAACGCUUCGACUACGAAAUAUUAGUUAAAUUCACGCUGUACCCGUACGCUUAUUAAAACCGAAUAUCUCACCAUGAACCGGUCUAUUAUUAUAAACGAUUAUCUAUAUAGUGAGCUAAUACAAUAUUUAUGUUCACUGCCCUUUUUUUUUCUCAACGUGAAACGUUGAAUUAUGCCGAAGGUCUAUCCAAUAUGAAACAAAAAUACAUCAAAACUAUCGUUAAUUUUUUCUCCUUUUUUAUUAAUCGACGCAAUUAGCAUAAUAAUUCACGCCAAUUUUUAAUUAAAUCGGCAAGCUCAAUAUUACCUCGAAAGUCGAAACAAUCCCCAUAUUCUUCUUUGUAAUGGCUACGCGUAGCAUCAAGACGAUUAAUUUACACAUAUCCCUAGCGUUAUUGUAAAUAAAAUGAAAAAUCUUUCUGUUACAACUGACUCUUCAAUGUGUAGAUAGAUUAAGGUAAUAUUUAUGUUCUAGAAAUAGAUUAUCAAUCAUAUGGUAAUAUAGGUACCUUUGUACACUAUACGUUUAGCGAACCCAAUGAAUUCUAUGUGUAUUUUCCCCUUUUUUCUUUAUAUAAUGUGUCGUCAAUUUUCGUUAGUGUUUUUAGUACAUAAUCGUAUUAACAAUCGGCGAAUUUUUUCAUAAUAAAUAAAUUUGUUUGAAAAAUGA